AUGUCUUAUAACAUUAGGGGAGGCGGUUUCUCUUUGAAGAGGAAAAGAGUUAGUUAUUUAAUCCACUUGAAUAAAAUUGAUGUUUGCUUCAUCCAAGAAAUAAAGAUUGAGUGUUUCAGUGACUCUUUAGCUUGGGAGUUCUGGGGUCGUAAGGAGGUGGACUGGACUGCGUGCAAUUCGGUAGGGGCAUCAGGCGGUAUGGUGAUCCUGUGGCGUAAAGGGGCACUGUCAGUGAACUAUAGUUUCCGUGGAAAAGGUUUUGUGGGCAUAAAUAUUUCGUGGAAAGGCAAAGUUUAUAACCUUAUUAAUGUAUACGCUUCGUGUAAUAGGAAGGAUAGGUGUCUGGUUUGCCUAGAGCUGUUAGAUUUGAAGAACAGGCGUGGUUUGGAGGAUUGGUGUAUUGUAGGGGAUUUUAAUGAGGUGCUGAAUGGGGAUGAGCGGAUCGGAGCGACCAGCAAUCGUGCUCGUAGAGGGAUGGAAGAGUUUGCUGGCUUUGUGGAGAACAUGGAAUUGGUAGACGUUAAUUGUGUGGGAGGGAGAUUCACUUGGUAUAAAGACAAUGGGAAGGCUAUGAGUAGGUUAGAUCAUUUCUUACUUUCAAGGAAUAUGAUGGAGGAAUGGGAUGUGAUAGAUCAAAGAAUUGACAAAAGGGACAUUUCCGACCAUACGCCUAUCCGAUUGAAUGUGGGGAAAAUUGAUUGGGGACCUAAGCCCUUUAGGUUCAAUAAUGAAUGGUACAAGCAUAAGGAUUUCAAGGAGUUCAUCAAGGUAGAAUGGGGAAAGCUUUCUUUCAAAGGAAGGGGGACUUUGUUUUGUAUGAAAAGCUCAAAUGCUUCCGUGAGAGUUUAA
Messenger RNA from Vicia villosa (hairy vetch), 849 nucleotides. RefSeq lists its product as uncharacterized. Lineage: Eukaryota; Viridiplantae; Streptophyta; Magnoliopsida; Fabales; Fabaceae. Gene Ontology annotation, molecular function: catalytic activity. The transcript has a single exon. The record is from RefSeq and is a predicted model, not a curated record. The coding region runs from base 1 to 849 and encodes 282 amino acids.